This is a messenger RNA of Parascedosporium putredinis, 3126 nucleotides long. The record is from the annotation of a GenBank genome assembly. Lineage: Eukaryota; Fungi; Ascomycota; Sordariomycetes; Microascales; Microascaceae.
AUGACCGCCCUUGCGGAGACGCGCGGGGAGCUGGAGAAGCGCUUUGAGUCGCUCGUCGAAGAUGCCUACCAGGCGUAUCUUAAAUCGGCAGAGCCGUCCCAAAAGGACUUCAACAACCCUCCCAUCACCUCGGCAAACGCCCUCCUCCGCCUUGUUCGUGACCAAAAUGAAAAUUUUCAAAAUUUCCGCAACCGCGAGCGCAAGCUUAUCGAUGUCGUCGGGAGCCUUCUUAAGCCCAUCGAAGUCAUCGGCGGUAUCGUCGCGGGCGGAGCUGAAGAUGUUUUCCCACCAAGCCAGCAUAUCUUCUCGGCUGUAAUGUACCUUGUGGGUGCCGCCGGCGACGUGUCCGACAUGUACGAUGCGAUACUCAAUCUCUUUGUCCGCCUUCAAGAUUUCACCAUAUUAGCGGCCCUCUUUGAGACUCUCCUCAUAGCUACCGAAGAGGUCAAUCGUGGCAGGGUUAAAGCCUACUUUCGCAAGGUCUUUGGCCGCGAAAGCAAAGUGCCUGAAGCGCUCGCUAAGCUUGAUAGCCUUACAAAGGGCGAGGAGGGCUUGGUCAUGGCCGAGACACUAGCCUCUAUCAAGCGUACCCUCUCUCUGCAGCACCGCCUUGCUGAGGAACUCGAAAGCCUGCACGAUGCGUUCUACGGAAAGCAGAUUCUACGGAAACUCCAAUCCCGAGACGAUAUCAAAACUAUCCCCAGUGCCGUUCGGUCCCUCAUCAACACGCCAUCUACAGCUGAUACACGAAUCCGGAAUAUCUAUCUAUUCUUGGACGGCGUGGACGAGGCAGAGAAACCCGAGGUUGAAGAGCUCCUUUCUCUUCUUGCCGAUCUUCCGGAACGAUACCAGACGACCCGAGUACAGAUAGCCCUCAUUGGCCGGAAUGUACUCACCGAAACAGUUUCGAUUUACCUAGACGAAGAUGGAAGCAGUCGGCAGCUGCGAACGAUCCAGCUCACCCCUGAGAUUUUGGCAGAAGACGUCCGGCUUUACAUCAUCGACGAGGUGCGCCGCUCCCGGGUUUUACGCCGCACCCUCCCUCGGUUCAAGGAGGAGGUAGUCGAGAAAAUGACGAAGCAGGUGGACGGCUUGUUCAUCCUUGCCCGUAUCAUGAUUUCUGAUUUGAACCGCAAGAGUCACCCACGGAUGAUUCUUCAGAGCCUAGCAGAGUUCCCUAGGGAGAUCAACGGAACCCUAUACAAGAUGAUGGAACAAUUGUCCGCUACGCUCUCCGAAGACCACGCGGCGGAUCUAAACGAGGCGCUGAUAUGGGUUGCUUGUGCGGAGCAAACUCUUACUCUCGAGCAGAUGGAGACCAUACUGGAACUCAGAUUUGGGGAUCCGGCUUUUAAUCUAGAGGAAACGCUCCAUAACAUGUCGACCAACGUUAAGGCUAAAACAGGAGGGCCUGCUAUAGGUUUCGACCUAGUGGAAGCCAGGAUCCACGUGCUCAAAACCUGCCUCCACAUUCUUGUCGAGCCAAAGAUGUUUCGAAGAAACCCUCGGAACGGUCCCAUGUGGCAGUACGUGACGUGGUACUGGCAGGAGCACCUUGUCAGUGUCGACAAAUCCCGAGUCUCGCGGAAAGACAAAGAGUACAUUGGAAGAUGUCUUUACAAGCUACUCACCCGCCAACCUAGUAUACUCGACUGGACUCAAGAGGAGGAAAGCCUCAAGCUGUUCACCGACCCUAACAUGGACUGCUUGCAACGAUGGAUGAGCGAUACUGAGGUUCUCAGUGGCCUAGACGAAGAAUCCAGGGACUGGGCCAUUCAUGCAGCGUCUAAACCAGGAGGCUUGGUCGAACGCAUCGGGCGAAUCUAUGCACAAGCUUGGCUUGACCCCAGCUUCGGCCAAUACAUCCCGACGAUGACUUGUUUCCAGAUCGUGCACAGUGUAGCCUACAUCCAAGACGGGCAUACUUGGGAUGAUUCAGAUUUUGAAUGGUCGUCUAUCCCUCCCCGAGUGAGAAUGCGAAGGGCCCUUGGCUGGUCGAAUAUGCCUGAGACAGCCCACUCACUGCGGCGCGUUGGCAGUACAUAUUUGAAUCUUGGACUCCACGAUGAGGCACUCAAGCUCUUCACCCGAGCACUUCCUCUUGAUGGGAACAUGGUUGAGACGUGCGGGCGGAUUGCGUACUGUUACAUGAAGAACCGCCAGUACGACAGGGCAUUGGUCUAUCAUCUCACUUGUGAAGUUCUUGAGAAUCGCCUCAUUUCGUCAAGGAAGUUCACGGCAAGGCGCGAAAUUGACUUUAGUCGAUGGAGGCUAUACACUAACCGACUCCAGAUCGCAAAAUGUCUGGUAAAGCUCAACCGGGUGAUAGAUUCCAUCCCAUACUUUCAGAUGGCGAUCAAGGAUGCCUAUGAACCAGAAAAGUUCGAGCCAGAAGAAGCAUACCUCGACGUCCUUGCGGGGAACAAUCGUCACGAGCUCAUCAUGGAACUACUAGAUAAGAUGGACAGCCUUUCGGGAAGUCAAGUGGGAGAGAGCCGCCUUAUCGACUUCCUCGUCGCACAGGCUUCCGGUACUAGCGACUCAGAGUGGAUUAUACCCAAGACGGCAUGCAUACGGGGCCGGACGGAGACCAUGAUUUCCAGAUAUCAAAUUGCUAUCGACGUUACGGAGCGUAAGCAGGAUACUGGAGCCCAGCUAAACCUUCGGCUCUCCUUGGCAAGUCUGAAAUUCUUUUCCCGGGACUAUAUCGGAGCUCUCGCAGUCCUCGACGAGAUCUCUUCUAUUGGUGGGCAUCCUCGAGGUAGUGUUCUCGUGAGGACACUGUACGCUCUAUCCAUGCGGAGUCGCGCCCAGGUAUACAAGCAGAUGAUCAUAGCCUCUGGUGUGCAGUCGGCCGCUGCUGGCCCCCUUCUUGGAAAGCUCGAGGAGUUGCAGGGGGGCCAAACGAAAAAGGCGCAGAGCCUCCUCUCGGCUAUCAUCAUCGAGAGCAUUGCCAUUCUUAAUGAUGAGGAACCGCAGAAUGAUUCGCAUGCUCUCGAGAAUCUUUCCCGGGCUCUCGUCGCAAUUGGGGACAUUGACGAUGCGAUUGCGCUCUUUCAAUCCACACGUCGUUUUGCGGAUUGGGAGGACAGAGUUCGGAAGAGAUGGGAGAAUGCCGCUGGAUAG